Molecule: messenger RNA, 1977 nt
Organism: Geodia barretti
Lineage: Eukaryota; Metazoa; Porifera; Demospongiae; Tetractinellida; Geodiidae
Source: the annotation of a GenBank genome assembly
CGCUGGCGUCUUCUGUGUCUACAGAAGAGGGAGAGAGAGGAGAGGAUCGUGAGGGACGCAGAGUGGAACGUCGGCGGAGGGUCUGCGGUUUUUCUAGGAACGCGUCUGAAAACUGAGGGACCGUGCUUCGUCGCUGGAGCACAUUAGAAUGAAGCCUUUCUAGUCUCACGUAUGCAAACUCGCGUGACCUUCGUCCUGAGAGUGGUCUCUCAGGAACGCUCGCGAUGAGUAAAGUAGAGGACGCACCAGCGGACAUUUUUCAGAGCAUCUUUUAUAGGCGGGACCACCCCCUCGCCGAAAAACAAUUGUGCUCCUCGCCGGCUGGUUUGUAUAGUGUGAUGAGGGACGGUUGGGGAUGGUUCAACACGUUAGGACAGAGUUCAUGCAGACGCCCGUCGUCACACGGGUCUACUGCACCACCUGCGUCCUCACCACGCUAGCAGUGCAACUGCAGGUGGUGACUCCAAUCCAGCUGCUCUACCACCCUGAUCUAGUGCUGCAUGGAGAGGUGUGGCGACUGCUGACGUGUUUCCUGUUCUACGGCUAUCUGGGGUUUGGAUUCCUCUUCAACAUGAUCUUCCUCUAUAGAUUCUGCCGCAAGUUGGAGGAGACGUCGUUCUCGGGAAGAACGGCAGACUUUGUCGUUCUCUUCCUGUUUGGAUCAACUCUAACACUCCUCGUUGCAUCCACUAACUACUUCCGUAUGCUCUUCCUCGGAGAAGCCCUCACUACGAUGAUAGUCUACAUUGGCUGCAGGAGGAAUCCGUUUGUCGUGUACAACUUCUUUGGUCUCUUUCGAUUCCAGGCACCCUACCUGCCCUGGAUACUCGUCCUCUUCUCCGUGCUGUUUGGAGGCUCGGUAGCUGUCGAUUUAGUUGGUAUAGCAAUAGGUCACAUGUACUACUUCCUUGAAGACGUGUUCCCCAACAAACCUGGUGGAUUUAAGAUCAUCAGAACACCUGCCUUCAUGAAAUGGAUAUUUGACGGUACGCAGGCCGACCACGGUGAGCCUCUAGAGCCAGAGGAUAGACCAGGAGGUUACGACUGGGGUGAGGGGGUAGCCCCUGGCGGCAGGGACGGCCCCCCAGCCAAUGACAACCAGCAAUAAAUAAUAAUGGCAUCAUCAAUCGGUUACUCGCCACACGACUUGACCUAGGUUUUUGUAUUUUACCAUGACGUAUAAUAAAUACAUCCACACGUCUGUUAACACAACUCCAACAAAAAUGUUACAUAACAAUAGAGUGAUAAUAAAAGUCAAGUGUACGCACCUACACACAGAGAGAGUGAAGAGAGAGAAAAGUUACUUUCUCUGGACCUUUGCAGACUGGGGGGCCUGGGCUUGGUUUCCUGUGAGGGUCCUCGGUUGCUCUUGAAGGCUUCGUGCGAGGAGCACCUUUGGUGAAACCGUGUUUGCUAAUGGGAGGUGCCCCCUGUUCUUUUCCACGAGAUGAGGCACCAGUUUGAUGUGGUCUGGUUUGCCUAGUAGCAGAUCCACUGGCAGCGGGGCUCCUUGCUGUUGCUGUGUGGAGAGUUGGUUCCUGCCUGCCAUUCUGACCUCCAGAGGCAGAAUGACCUCUCUUGUGCAAUGUGCUGUCACCUCCAGUCCUCUUCAACUGGUGUGGCUUGCUGGUUGAUGAGUGUUUGACCAUGUCUCUUGCUGUUGGUGACCUGGGGGUGUGGUUAGAGUUGCUAGGGGGCGGGGUUUUCCUCCAGCUGCCACCACUCCUGCUGGCCGUGCCCUCACUUCCACCGUCUGUCUUGCUAUGGUGCAGUUUGCUGUCUCCUCCAUCUCUAGGUACCUGGUGUGGAGUAGGCUGAUGGGAUGGUGGAUUAGUGAAGGGUUGUUGGGGAAGUUUAGGUGGGGUAGUAUGGGUAGGGUUCACAGCUGGGAACAAGCGAUCCGAGUCCGUCGUGUUGAUGAUAUGCGACUCCACCUCGUCCUCGGGCAUCUCUUCCAGCUCAGGCAUCUCGUCAUCG